Messenger RNA from Diorhabda carinulata, 1307 nucleotides. RefSeq lists its product as uncharacterized. The transcript has 4 exons. The record is from RefSeq and is a predicted model, not a curated record. NCBI's taxonomy places the organism in Eukaryota, Metazoa, Arthropoda, Insecta, Coleoptera, Chrysomelidae. The coding region runs from base 59 to 1186 and encodes 375 amino acids.
GGUCUUUGGAAUGUUUUAAACUGUUGACGUUUUGACUUAAAAUUGUCAAAGUUAGAUAAUGGGUUCUUCAAGCACAUCUAAGAUUAUAUUUUUAUUAUUAUUCAUGAGUUUCUAUGUUAUAUCUCUAUCUACAUAUACAUAUGUGUCAUCGUUAUCUAACGUAAAUCUGGAAGAAAUACAAAAUGAAAAUAAAUUGAGAUCGAAAAGAAUUGCUGGAAAUUACGAUGAAGCCGCAGAUUAUUGGACUAGAAACAUUUCUUUACACAAAUGUUGUGCUUUUAACCAAUACUUGAAUAAAAAAUAUCAAUGUCAAGAUGGAGAUGAACUCAUUCCGCCAUAUACAUUGAUGAAUAAACUGACCAAUUUUGUUAUUGAUGAGAAAUUUAACAAAACAGUGAUAAACCUAAGCAGAGUUGCUUUCAAAAAUACUAACUACAUUUUGAAUUUGAGAGAUGAAAAUGCCUUUGCUGUAAAUUGGAGUUCACCAGUAUUAGAAGAUUUCGCAUUUUCUCAAGAAGAUCUAUCUUUAGUGCUGUUGAGCGAAAACACAACGAAAAUUAUUAGCAAGUUUUCAACAAGUACUUAUUGUUUAGAUUUUCUUACAUCAGAACAAAUUCUGGCAGCUUUUAUUAAUCCUUGUUCAGAAAAACUUUGCUUACAAAAAUGUUGUCCAGACGAAUAUUACUACAAUAUAAUCCAAAAUAAAUGUAUGAAAGAUAAAAAUAUACCAAAGUAUGUUCCGUCCUUCUACAUAGGCGAGAUUAAAAUUGACGUAGAACUUCCUUACUACCUAUUAACUGGAAAAUUGAAAUGCGUAGCACCUUACAUCAUAAAUAAAUUACAAGUUAACAAUAUCACAUCUGCUAUAUUUAUUCAAGAUGACGGGACUUUACAGGUCAAAAAUCGAGAUAACAACAGACUCUACAGAAGAGAAGAAUAUUGCACCGACACGUUUUCAGAUGGAUUUAUAGAAAACACAUACGUAGGUGGCCUUUCCUGCCCUUCAAUCGAAAUUAUGCAUGAUAUUGUAGAAGAGCAUGAGCAUGAGCAUCGACAUCACCAAGAAAAAAAGAAAAAUUCGAUAAAAAUGCAAAGUAAAUCUGAAGAAAGUGAUAGUAGCGCGUCUAAAAUAUUUUUCUUUGAAAUUGCCGGAAUUGGAUUUGCCAUAAUUUUAUUUUUGUACUAAGAAUGUUUAGAACUAUACAGAAUAAAUAAAUCGGUUGUAAUGCGUUAGAAAACUGUGCAUGGUUGGUAUUGAUGUAGUGAAAACAAGUAAAAACAAGAAUUAAAAGCUUCUACUAUUGAAA